AAUAGGGCUACGUCCACACAGCUAGUGCGAUUUUCACAAAGAUCAGAAUGCGAUUACAACUCUCUACUAUACAAGAGGCGCCCCCCUCAUCUAUUUUUAAGCAUAGAAUUUAGGGCAAUGCGGAAGCAACAUGAAAUUACCAAAGUAUUCAAAAAAGGUCUUCAAGAUCCAACAACCAAGUCCCCUCAAUAUGGGGCCAAAAAUCCAGGACCAUUUGUGUAACCCACGUCCACAAGAUAAUACUUAUCUACAUUGCAAAUUAUAGAUAUUAAAAAUCUAAAAUAAAACCAAAAGUCAAAAAUGAAAUCCUAUACAUGAAAUAAACACCUAGUUGAUGGUACUUUUAACCCUAUUAUUAGGCCUAUGCAAAGCAUUGCGAAACACCCAAGAUUCUGAUGUGGAUCCGUCCCAACCAGAAUUUUGGUGAAGAGGAUAAAGGAAAGAGAUGGAAGAUGUAAUAACGGCCAUUCCCCCACCUUCAAGGUUCUUUUUGGAAGAUCUCAACAACUUCACUCCUCCAUCACCACCUAUUCCACCUCCUUUUCUAUUGUUCUCCACCCCUAACCAAAGCAAGCCUAUCUGCCCCUCGCUCCUCAUCAUCGCCUUGUCAUCUCCAUCGCUUCAUUUUUGCCACCAUAUAUCCACUAAAACAUUAAUAGGUUCCGUCAUCCUCCCUGAGAUCCCCUUCUCUGGCAACACUAUCGAACCCUCACUCAGGGACAAAUCGUGCAACAUAUAUACCCUCACUGAAAAUGAUAAUUUGAUUGUCAUUGUCUCUGUCCAGUACCAGGUCAGCGCAGAGAGAUCUCAUGCUGUUGCAAAGUUGCUGAUUGGUGAACAGAUCGUUCCAGAAAAGGUGUUGAUUUUGGAUUCAAUUCAAAGCAGAAACUUCCGGGGUAAGCUCUCACCAGAUGAAACGUUUGCCUUCAAACUUGAAACAUCACAGCAAAGAAAGAGGCUGGGCAAUGAUGGUUGUGGAGAUUCAUCACUGUUAAAAGGCAUAGAUUAUUUUCCCUCGGGAAGUAUGGUAGAUGGCUUGAGUGCUGCUCUAUUGGGUCAAUGCCAGAUGAAGAAGAUUAAGGGAACUGUGUGUGUUUCUUGGCCUGAAUUUGGUGGUGCUGUGGCAUCGCUGGUUAAGUCUCUUCUGCUCAAGGAUGUCUUACCUGGCUUUGAAUAUAGUAUUGUUGAUGGUGAGGGUGGGGAUACAUGUUUGAGGUUUGGUCAAAUAAAGGAUAAUCGACUUGAUUCUGAGUUGUAUACCUGAUAAAAUAGUUUUUGAAAUGCUCAUGGGGGCAUGUUCUUUUGAAAUUUAUGAUAACUUUAGUACUGGUGUUGUCUUUUUACCCCAAUGGCACUUGAUAUGUUGACAUUGUGUUACAAAGAUAUGAAUUCUCCAAAUUUUUGAGACAAAUGUUUAUGAUACUUCUUAUUCUACUUAA
This is a messenger RNA of Camellia sinensis, 1439 nucleotides long. Its product is annotated as peroxidase 11. Gene Ontology annotation, molecular function: heme binding; peroxidase activity. Lineage: Eukaryota; Viridiplantae; Streptophyta; Magnoliopsida; Ericales; Theaceae. Gene Ontology annotation, biological process: hydrogen peroxide catabolic process; response to oxidative stress. The record is from RefSeq and is a predicted model, not a curated record.